Molecule: messenger RNA, 1321 nt
Organism: Apis laboriosa (Himalayan honeybee)
Lineage: Eukaryota; Metazoa; Arthropoda; Insecta; Hymenoptera; Apidae
Exons: 5
Coding region: 101-1240 (379 amino acids)
Biological process (GO): RNA polymerase I preinitiation complex assembly; transcription elongation by RNA polymerase I; nucleolar large rRNA transcription by RNA polymerase I
Cellular component (GO): RNA polymerase I complex
Molecular function (GO): DNA binding
Source: RefSeq, a predicted model, not a curated record
CCGAACUGUUCGAUAUUUUGAAGAAUAUUUGAAAAUUUAGAUAUAGAUAAAUAUGAUAUAUUUCUAAUAUAAUAAGAAGUGAAAUAAUAUUUUUUGAAAAAUGAAACUAUUACGAGCGAUUAUUGAUGAUGUUAUCAUAGAACCAUCUAAAAUUCAACCAAUUAUUGUUAAUUUUCAAAAUGGAGAACUCAAAGAUGAGGAAGCUAAAAAAAUGUCUUGUGGAUUAUUUUAUGAUCAAAAUAAAAAGAAAACAAUGUUGGCUUUAUCAAAUCAGCAAAUUGUUUAUAGAGGUUAUAAACCAGAUACAACUCAAGAUCUGAUGCGUACUAUGCUUGUACUUCAUAAUAAAAAAACAGGAAAAGCAAGAUUGGUCCAAGUUGAACGUUGGCAAGUGACUCCAAUUUUGGAAAAAUCAGCAAUUAAGGAUAAUAAAGAAGCUGAAGAUGAAAAGAUUGCUAUAUUGAACAAACAAUUUGGUUCAAAGAAGGUGAAAAGAAGAACAGAACAAUUUGAAAGAUUAAAAGUAAAUGUAGAAUCUAUUAAAGAACAGCUUGAGGAAACUGUAUCUAAUGUUGAAAUUGAUAGAAUGGAAUUAUCAACACAAUUGUCAAAUAAUGAAUAUAUUACAAAUACAACUUUGCCAGAAUGCAAUAGAGAAGCUACUAAUGUAAACGAUAUAUAUAACAUAUAUGAUAUUGUAUCAGAAAAUAAAUUGGAAAAUUUGUAUAAUAAUGUUAAAGAAAUCUUAAAUAACAAUUCUAAUACUUUAGAAGAAAAUUCAAAAUUUUUUAUUCGAACAUUACAAUACUUGAAAUCUGAUUCAGAUAAUCUUAAAAAAAUUGCGUUAUUAAUUUAUAUUCAAGCAAUUGCAACAUGGUUAAAUAUGCCAAUUAAAGAUGCUAAAAAACGUGGUAUUAAAGUUUGUUUAGUAUCUGAAGAAAUUAAUUCAUAUAUAAUAAACACAUAUAGUGUUCAGAGUAAUCAUGGACGGCUGAGGCCAACUAGUGUAAAAGAUAAAGGAGUGAUACAUUGUAUGAUAUUAGCUUUAAUAAUUUGCAACUUUACGUUAGAUUUAGAAUUAUUUGCAACUAUAUUCAGUCACCGUAUGGGUUUAAAAAAAUUGACAGAUCUUGCCAGAAUUAUUGGUGCUUUACCCAAUAAAGAAGAUAAAAAAAUUGUCACUUUGAAAAUACCAUUACCAGCACCAGUGUCUAUUAUAAAGAAAGGAAAAAGAAAAUAGAUAUUAAAUAUGAUUUUAUUAUUGUAAAACAUUGUUUUAAUAAAGGACGAAAUUAUGAAAAAUGAAUUUAUAAAUAAAUAA